AGGUUCACCAGUCUCGAAAACAACACGAGAGAUGGAAAAAUUGGAGAAUUGAGGAACUAAAUCGUGAUCUAAAAUAUUGUCACCCCCGCUGGCCCGAGGAAUGCAAGUAUAUCGAGAUGGAAAUUGCCAGUAUUUCGUCACAAGGAAUAUCAUAUUUUGAAAGUUACUGGAAUUAUUUUGAUUGGGUGACCUAUUUCGGGAUACUAACGGUCAUUCUGACGCGAAUUCUGUCCGUUGCCAUUGACAACAAUACAGCCAAUGAGCUUCACCCUAAGGUUGGGAAUUUUGUUUGUUCGAAGAAGCCUAAACUAACUGUAUUUAUACUGGAUAGCUCUAUCAAUUCUAAACUGUUCUCCUUAGAGGUCCAGUAAGAGUAAUCACUUAUUGAUUCAGUGUUAGUACAGGAAGAAAACUAAACUAACUUUAUUUAUACUGGAUAGCGCUAUCAGUUCUGAACUGUUCUUCCUAGAGGUCCAGUAAGGAUCAUCUCUUAUUGAUCCAGUGUUACUACAGGAAGAAACCUAAACUAAACUAACUUUAUUUAUACUGGAUAGCUUUAUCGGUUCUAAACUGUUCUCCCCAGAGGUCCAGUAAGAGCAAUCUCUUAUUGACCCAGUGUUAUUACAGGAGGAAACCUAAACUAAACUAACUUGUGUCUUCAGAAACUUUGAUAUAUUAUGUUAGAUUAACAAAUUCCAAAUCUUCCAGAUCAUGUCAAUUGCUCUAAUCUUCAUAUGGCUACGACUGAUGAAAGUUUUCCGGGCGUUUGAAGCUCUUGGUCCAUUCAUCGUCAUGAUCGGCCAUCUCCUCAAAGACACGCUCAUCUUCGGAUUCCUUUACGUGAUGUUCUACAUUCCGUUCGUCUGUGCGUUCUGGAUAAAUUUCGGCGGGGAUGUAAACGCCGAAAAAAUGAAACAAGCCGGACAGGAUUCGGAAGGUUGGCGCACUUUUAACAAUUUAAUGUAUUCGGUCUGGGAGAUCACUGUUGUUGGAAACUAUCCGUGGGAUUCGUUGUUGGUCAUAGAUCGAAUCAUGGCACAAAUUUUAUGCGGGACUUAUUUGGCUGUGUCGGCUAUUGUCUGUUUGAAUCUGUUUAUCGCGCUAAUGUCUGAUACGUUCCAGAGGGUGUAUGAUAAUGCGAAUGCUAAUGCUGUCAUGCAGAAGGCAAGCACGAUUCUCUCGCUCGAAACAGAUAUGUCUGGAAGACGUAGAGAUAUGUUCAUGAAUCAUAUUCACACCAGCUGCGCCCCUGAGGUAAGGAACACACUUUUACUUUUGGUAGAAGGGUUCUGUAGAUUUUGUACAUUAGUGUGAAUUUUGUACAUAUAUUACGGUUACUAUAACUUAGUUCAAAUGUCUACACACACACUAAUGUCAUACUAUAGUACCGAUAUAUGAUGUAUUGUACUCUGAUCCUGUAUUAUAUAGGAGAUGUACUAUGACGAUGACUCAGUCGAACCGGACUCGGGUGAACUGGAAAAACUUACGCAUCAGAUAAAUGAUAAAGUUGUGGAAGUUGAAGAAAUGGUGAAAGCAUCUUUAGAAGAAAGGAAAAAUGAAACUUUUCAGAAUAAACAAUCUGUAGACAG
This is a messenger RNA of Paramuricea clavata, 1589 nucleotides long. Lineage: Eukaryota; Metazoa; Cnidaria; Anthozoa; Malacalcyonacea; Plexauridae. The record is from the annotation of a GenBank genome assembly.